AUGAUCAGGAUGAACAGAUUGGUAUUUUCUAAGGUUUUCACGACUUCUUGUAAAAGUGUGGGAAAAAUACCUUUUGCAAAAUCAACAACCAGAGUCAAUACCCGCCAUUUCAAACCAACAUCAAUACUACAACAAAUAAGAUUCAAUUCUAAUCUGUCGACGACAGCAAACACUGAAGUCAAUUCUAAUGAUUCAACAAAUACUCAAUCAAAUGCCAAAAAACCACGACCCAAAUUAACUAGCGAAAUCUUCAAACUUUUAAGAUUAGCGAAACCGGAAUCAAAAUUGAUUUUUUUUGCCUUGAUAUGUUUGGUAACAACUUCAGCUACAAGUAUGGCAUUACCUUUAAUGAUUGGGAAAAUUAUAGACACAACGAAAAAAGAUGAUGACGAUCACGAGAAAGAUAAGGAAGAUAAAGAUGACACACAGCCAGGAGAUAAAUUGAUAUUUGGUCUUCCUCAACCACAGUUCUAUUCAGCAUUAGGCGUGUUAUUCAUAGUUAGUGCCAGCACCAAUUUCGGUAGAAUAUACUUAUUAAGGUCUGUUGGGGAAAGAUUAGUGGCACGUUUGAGAUCACGUUUGUUUCUGAAGAUUUUGGCCCAGGAUGCUUACUUUUUUGACUUGGGCCCUUCAAAGACUGGAAUGAAAACAGGUGACUUGAUAUCAAGAAUUGCUAGUGACACACAGAUUAUUUCUAAAAGUCUUAGUAUGAAUAUAAGUGAUGGAAUAAGAGCAAUCAUUAGUGGAUGUGUGGGAUUAUCCAUGAUGUGUUAUGUUUCAUGGAAAUUAUCGUUAUGCAUGAGUUUGAUUUUCCCACCAUUGAUUACAAUGUCAUGGUUUUAUGGUAGAAAAAUUAAGGCAUUGUCCAAGCUAAUCCAGGAAAAUAUUGGAGCCAUGACUAAAGUGACAGAAGAAAAAUUGAAUGGUGUUAAGGUGAUACAAACAUUUUCUCAACAACAUUCUGUUGUUCAUUCCUAUAAUCAAGAAAUCAAGAAUAUUUUUAAUAGUUCAAUGAGAGAGGCUAAAUUAGCAGGGUUUUUCUACUCAACCAACGGAUUCAUUGGAAAUGUCACCAUGAUUGGAUUAUUGAUAAUGGGCACCAAAUUGAUAGGGGCGGGGGAAUUGACUGUUGGUGAUUUGUCAAGUUUUAUGAUGUAUGCCGUAUAUACAGGUUCGUCUGUUUUUGGACUUGGGAAUUUUUACACAGAGUUGAUGAAAGGAAUAGGGGCUGCUGAAAGAGUUUUCGAAUUAGUGGAAUAUCAGCCAAAAAUCUCCAACCAUUUAGGGAAAAAAGUGGAUGAGUUGAACGGAGAUAUAAAAUUUAAGGGAAUUGAUUUCACUUACCCAUCACGUCCUGAUUCUUCUAUUUUCAAAAAUUUGAAUCUUCACAUUAAACAAGGAGAAAAUAUUUGUUUGGUGGGGCCAUCAGGAAGUGGUAAAUCCACUGUGAGUCAAUUGCUUUUGAGAUUUUAUGAUCCAGAAAAGGGUACUAUUCAAAUUGGCGAUGAUGUUAUCGCGGACUUUAACUUGAAUCACUAUAGAUCGAAAUUGGGUUAUGUUCAACAAGAACCUUUGUUGUUCAGUGGUACUAUCAGGGACAAUAUCUUAUUUGGGAAAGAAGAUGCCACUGAUGAAGAAAUUAAUAAUGCUUUAAACUUAAGUUACGCCUCUAACUUUGUCAGACACUUGCCAGAUGGUCUAGAAACCAAGAUUGGUGCUUCAAAUUCUACACAGUUGAGUGGAGGUCAAAAGCAGAGAGUGUCAUUAGCAAGAACAUUGAUACGAAAUCCGAAAAUUUUAAUUCUAGAUGAGGCUACAUCAGCAUUGGAUUCCGUAAGUGAAGAGAUAGUGAUGCAGAAUUUGAUUCAAUUGAAUAAGAAUAAAGGGGUGACUUUGAUUUCUAUCGCCCAUCGUUUGUCGACAAUUAAAAAUAGUGAUAGAAUUAUUGUGUUUAACCAAGAUGGCCAAAUAGUAGAGGAUGGUAAAUUUAAUGAAUUACAUAACGAUCCAAACAGUCAAUUCAAUAGACUAUUAAAAAGUCAUUCUUUAGAAUAA
Molecule: messenger RNA, 2055 nt
Organism: Candida dubliniensis CD36
Lineage: Eukaryota; Fungi; Ascomycota; Pichiomycetes; Serinales; Debaryomycetaceae
Gene: MDL1
Product: ATP-binding cassette permease
Exons: 1
Coding region: 1-2055 (684 amino acids)
Biological process (GO): transmembrane transport
Cellular component (GO): membrane
Molecular function (GO): ABC-type oligopeptide transporter activity; ATP hydrolysis activity; ATP binding
Source: RefSeq, a predicted model, not a curated record